This is a messenger RNA of Spodoptera litura, 1046 nucleotides long. RefSeq names its product alpha N-terminal protein methyltransferase 1. Gene Ontology annotation, molecular function: N-terminal protein N-methyltransferase activity; rRNA (adenine-N6,N6-)-dimethyltransferase activity. Gene Ontology annotation, cellular component: cytoplasm. The record is from RefSeq and is a predicted model, not a curated record. Lineage: Eukaryota; Metazoa; Arthropoda; Insecta; Lepidoptera; Noctuidae. Gene Ontology annotation, biological process: N-terminal protein amino acid methylation; rRNA modification.
GAGUAUAUUGGUUAAUAUUAUACAUAAGUAUACUGUGGUGUUUGCUUCUGUCUUUUAGAAUCGUACCAUUUCUCGAAAUAAAGCUAUAUAAUAUCGAAAAAAAGCUAUUCGUGAUUGCUUUCGUUGAUAUAGUAUUUUAAUUUUACGUUCAAAAUAUUUUUUUUUUGCUGACCUGUUAUUUUAAUACCUUGAAAUAUAAAUAUAGAGACCGGCGUGGCGUGGCUCCUAAACGUAGUAUUAUCUUGGUCAAUUUUGGAUGAAAACUAUCUAGUCUUUUAGUAUGAAUGAUAACAAUGAAGUCUUCAGUAUAAAUUACAAAAAAUCUUUACAAUAUUGGGCAGAUAUACCGCCUACGGUCGAUGGAGUACUCGGGGGAUUUGGAUUUAUUUCAAAUGCGGAUAUAGAAGGAUCUGAGCUUUUCCUGAAGUCUUUACUUUCCUCAGAGAAUGCUCCUUCAAAUAAUGUUGCACUAGACUGUGGUGCUGGAAUUGGUAGAAUAACAAAAUAUUUAUUAAUACCACAUUUUGAAUCAGUUGAUGUGGUUGAACCAGAUGAAAAAUUUAUUAAUUCUAUUAAAGAAUAUGUGGGUGAAGUUGCAUCAAAACUGGGCACACUGUACAAAGUCGGUUUACAAGAGUUUGUGCCUGUCAGAAAAUAUGAUGUUAUUUGGAAUCAGUGGGUACUAGGGUAUCUCACUGAUGAGGAUUUAGAAGCUUAUCUCAAACGAUGCAGAGAUUCGCUUUCCGCUAAUGGGAUAAUAGUUGUAAAGGAAAAUGUUACUUCUUCUGGGAAAGUUGAAAAAGAUUCUACUGAUUCAUCAGUUACAAGAUCUUUUAAACAAUAUAUUAAAAUAUUUAAGAAAUGUAAUUUGAAAAGAAUUAAGCAAUGUAAACAAGCUAACUUUCCAAACGGAAUAUAUCCGGUAUAUAUGUUUGCAUUAGUACCUAAUAAUAAGGAAAUAGAAAAAUAAAUGGAUCAUAGUAAUUGAUACAAAAAAUAAUGUAAUUAUUUCAUAAUGAAGCUUUAAUAAACAUGCUAAUGUCUAA